Messenger RNA from Terrapene triunguis (Three-toed box turtle), 909 nucleotides. Its product is annotated as attractin-like. The record is from RefSeq and is a predicted model, not a curated record. Gene Ontology annotation, cellular component: Golgi apparatus. The annotation marks the transcript as partial. The transcript is spliced from 6 exons. NCBI's taxonomy places the organism in Eukaryota, Metazoa, Chordata, Testudines, Emydidae. Gene Ontology annotation, molecular function: protein binding.
UUCAGUGGUCUUAUUGUUCCUGAGAGGGAUGGCAAUGAAACAAUCCCAGAAGUUGUAGCCACUUCUGGCUAUGUCCUACUGCAUUUCUUUAGUGAUGCUGCCUAUAAUUUGACAGGGUUUAACAUCACCUAUAAUUUCGACAUGUGUCCCAAUAAUUGUUCUGGCCGAGGAGAGUGCAAACACAAUAACGGCAGUAACACUGUUAAAUGUGAAUGUUCUGAACACUGGAAAGGAGAGGCGUGCGAUAUUCCUUAUUGCACAGAUGGUUGUGGAUAUCCUGCGAGAGGUCAGUGCAACAUGAAUGGGACCAAAGGAUGCUUGUGCAAUUCAGGCUGGCAAGGUCCUGGCUGUGCAGUCCCCGUACCAGCUAAUCAGUCAUUCUGGACUCGUGAGGAAUACUCUAGUCCGAAGCUUCCCAGAGCGUCUCACAAAGCUGUUGUCAAUGGCAAUGUAAUGUGGGUUGUUGGAGGCUACAUGUUCAAUCAUUCCGAUUCCCGUAUGGUUUUAGCGUAUGACCUUGUUUCUGAGGAGUGGCUUGCACUGAACAGCACUGUGAACUCUGUAGAGAUCAGAUAUGGUCAUUCAUUGGCGUUACACGAGAAUAAAAUCUAUAUGUAUGGAGGAAAAAUAGAUGCAACGGGGAAUGUGACCAAUCAGCUGUGGGUAUUCCAUAUACACAAUGAGUCAUGGGUUCAAGUGACCCCAAAAGCCAAGGAGCAGUAUGCAGUUGUUGGCCACUCAGCACACAUUGUCACUCUGGAAGAUGGCAGUGCUGUUAUGCUCAUCAUCUUUGGGCACUGCCCUCUGUAUGGGUAUAUCAGCAAUGUGCAGGAAUAUAACCUUGUGUAUUUUUUAGAACUUGAAUCUAAUGUCGUGUACAAAAUGCUUGAAUAUCUGUACAGUGACUAG